Molecule: messenger RNA, 12832 nt
Organism: Xenopus laevis (African clawed frog)
Lineage: Eukaryota; Metazoa; Chordata; Amphibia; Anura; Pipidae
Gene: bcl2.L
Product: B-cell CLL/lymphoma 2 L homeolog
Exons: 4
Coding region: 3328-4230 (300 amino acids)
Biological process (GO): intrinsic apoptotic signaling pathway in response to DNA damage; extrinsic apoptotic signaling pathway in absence of ligand; apoptotic process
Cellular component (GO): cytoplasm; nuclear membrane; mitochondrial outer membrane
Molecular function (GO): BH domain binding
Source: RefSeq, a predicted model, not a curated record
UCCUCCUCCCCUAAUGAUGCAGCAGGGCCCCUGCCAAUCAGACCUGCUUGGGUGGGGUUAACCAGAAGCAAGGCCGGCCUCCCAGCCAAUCAACCCUAGGGGGUGGGGAAAAGGCCAGGUAUACCAGAGGGGAGGGCUAGAGAGUUGUUGUCGUUCGUCUGGGGUGUAACCUGGCUGUGGCAGGGCACCCUCCUCUGCGGUUCCUUGGAGUUCAUCCUAGCUGAGGCAGGAAGACUCCCUCCAACAGUUUGGAUUUCCCUACCUCCCAGAAGAAUCUUUAUACUUGGAUCCCCUUGAGGUAUGGUUAUUCGGUGGAUUUACCCAAAGGCACUUUGCUCCUUACCCCUUUGAAAUUGCCCAAAGGAACUCCCUGACUUUGUAUUUGGAUUUGCCUGGAGGGCGUGUGCAUCUUGCUGUGGACGCUCCAAGGGAAGCUCUUUGUUUCGGACCAGGAGUGUUUUGGACUUGGGGGAGUUCAUAUGCUAAUGCCGUGUUCCUGAUCUACCGCUUGUUGUAUAUCUGAAAUAAACUCCUGUGUAAACCCUUCUUACAAGUGUGGUAUUUCCCUGUGUGUGCUAGUUGGUCAUACGUCACACGUUUACGUGACAUUCUGGUGGCAAGCGGUGCGGAUAAUGGAAACUAGCACAUCAGGGAACUUCGCAAACCUUACAGCUCAGGAGAUUACUGAGCUCAGGCUACCAACGCUACAAAGGCUCUGCCACACAUGCGGUAUUGACACAGUGGGAAAGCGGAGACAGGAACUCAUAGAACUUCUCACACACCAUUCUCUACCUACCCAGGAAGGUGAUGCCCAGGGUGACCCAGAAACCCCUGAGGAGGGAGAAGAAAACUAUAAUUUGCACCAAGAUGCAGCUGGGGAACCUGAGGACAACACCGUUACCUUGUUUCAGAAACACCUUGCUGCUAUUGGUCCAGGGCUGACCCCAGCAGAACGGCUAGAGGUAUUGCGCCCAACUAUACAGGGAAAUCAGCCUAGGAACUUGAGUUCUGGGCCCACAGCAGGGCCAACCAUUGCACGACAGCCAGUUGUGAAACUGACUCAUGCUGCCUUCCCUGCCUUUGAUGAGUCUAAGCAGAGCAUAGACAGCCUCCUUCGCUCCUUUGAAGGUUUAUGUGAGGACCACCAAGUUCCCCAGGAUGAGUGGGUGCUUAUUUUGGCUGGUAAACUCACUGGUAAAGCUAGCGAAGUCUAUUUGGAAAUUCCAUACCCCCAGCGAGCAAAUUAUUGGAAAGUGCGUCAGAUUCUCCUCGCCAGCUACGCCAUCACUCCAGACUUCUACAGAAGAGCUUUCCGCACCCGGCGUAAAGCCUCCCAAGAAACUCACCAGGAUUACGGGAAUAAGUUGCAGAGGGAUUUCCGCAACUGGGUACGGGGGAAUAAAGUUAAUUCCCUUGAGGAUUUGUGCCAGUUGAUGCUAAAAGAACAAUUCUUCGAAAACUGCUCCCUUGAAGUGCGACAAUGGGUUGGGGACCGUAAGCCUGGUACCUUGGAGGAGGCCACCCAGUUAGCAGAUGAGUACCUGGAGAAUCGUGUCCAGUCCCAGCCACUUGCCCUACCCCUGAGUCCUACAAACCACUCCUGUGAGGCUGAUCAUACCCAUGCUCUACAUGCCAGCCAUGUGACAGUCAGGGCCCUUCCAGAUUCUAAACCAAUUAGGAUUCCUCGGGCCUGUUUUAUUUGUGGUUGUACUACUCACUUACAGGCAACAUGCCCACGCAGACUCCCUAACCUGACCCCAAUAAGACUGCAACCUGCCAAAUCUGCAAAUAUUGUAUCACAGGGGGUCACUGAGUGUCAAGUGCAGGAUGCCCAAGAGACUGGUCCCCAUAUCUACAGGAAGCAACAAGUGAAUAUUGAUGCAUCAGACCUAAAAGAAUUUAGAGUGUCAGCAGUCAACUUGUGUGCCCCAAAAAGGUGGGAGAACAACUGUGCACCCAGGAGAGGACACUGGGGUGUUCCACAGACAAGACUGGAACAUCAAACAAAACUUAUAACCCCUACUCCAAUUCAUAGUAACAGACACAAAGUCACCAAUUCUCCAAACUGCAAAGUCUACAUUGGAAACCUUGGCAAGCAUGGCCAUAAGACUAUAUUGGAGCAGGCAUUUGGAUAUUAUGGCCCUAUACGUAGUGUGUGGGUGGCCAGGAGCCCCCCGGGUUUCGCAUUUGUGGAAUUUGAACACCACAGAGAUGCUGCUGAUGCAGUACAAGAACUAAAUAAAUGGACUUUGUGUGGGCGUCAAGUUAAGGUGGAAUUUGCAUCCAUAGACAGACAAAGUAGCAAUAAGGCUCCUCAAUCCCCAUGCAAAUGGCUCCCAACACAAAGGAGAAUAUGGACUGAGAGAAACAACUAUGUCACCCAAAGAUUUAAUUGAGCCAGUGGGGCCUUCAAAGUGCAGCCGGGACUCACCCUACAAAGGGGAUCCCCGGCAAUGCACUUACUCUGGGGGGGGAAGAAAUGUGACAAAUACUUAGUGUGACCAAAAUCCCCUUCUACUGGUCCCAUUUUAUCCAUAGCUAACUGACUAGUACACAUACAAUCCAAGAUGGUGUUUCUUCUUUGUUCUACUUUCCCGCCAAAAAGCUUUAAACAAACGAGCUCCCAGGAUAGCCCUCCAGAAGAGCUGGACAACCCCCUCCAAGGUAUUCCUCCUCCCCUAAUGAUGCAGCAGGGCCCCUGCCAAUCAGACCUGCUUGGGUGGGGUUAACCAGAAGCAAGGCCGGCCUCCCAGCCAAUCAACCCUAGGGGGUGGGGAAAAGGCCAGGUAUACCAGAGGGGAGGGCUAGAGAGUUGUUGUCGUUCGUCUGGGGUGUAACCUGGCUGUGGCAGGGCACCCUCCUCUGCGGUUCCUUGGACUUUAUCCUAGCUGAGGCAGGAAGACUCCCUCCAACAGUUUGGAUUUCCCUACCUCCCAGAAGAAUGUUUAUACCUGGAUUCCCUUGAGGCACUUUACUUCAGACUCUCGACACAAGAUGGCGAUGAAGAGCACGGUCGAGUUUGCAGGACGUCACUAUGCUUAUUUUCUAACUGCGCACUGGAUCAAGAAGGGAAUGUCCCUUGAAAAAGAGCAGCUAACAAUGAAAACACCUUUAGGAGGGAAAUUACAAUAAAGCUACAGAGCUCCACAAGGAGGAAGAGGGGGAGGAUUUUAUACUGCAAAAGAAUGAAAGAGCUUCAGCGGGACCUUUUGCUUACGACAACUAAAGUAUAAGAGCUGCAGGAGCUUUUUGAGAUCUGGGUAAAGUGUUGGUUUGAAAUUGAAUAUUCCUUUUCACCAAUUCCCUGCCAUCAGUUAGUGGACAAAUAUGGCUCAUCCUAGAAGAGGAAGCUAUGAUCACCGGGAGAUAGUGGUAAAAUAUAUUCAUUAUAAACUAUCUCAGAAGGGGUAUGAAUGGGAAGAGGGAAGGCAGCAGGUCUCUGCUGAGCACCCUCAAGCUUCUGCUGCUAUUAGUAAUUAUUCUGAUGAUGGAGAAAUGCCUGCUGCUUCCGCAGAUUCACUUGGACCACCUCAAUCUUCACUCGCAUCUACUGCUGCUGCUGCUUCUGCUUCCUCAGAUGACGAAACCCCAAGUAAUACUCCAAUCACCUUUGUGGACAAUGCACCUGCUGUUCCCAGGAGUUCUGCAUCUGCUGCUUCACCCUUAGCUGAAUUGAAUGCUGUACCAAGAGAUCUUAAUGUUAACCCAGAUGCCAGUCGUGCAGCAGAUGGUGAUAAUAAUGAUGAUGGUGAUGAUGAAGCUGUUAUGCAGCCAGUCCCUCCGGCAGUGUUACAGACUUUGAUUCGAGCUGGAGAUGAGUUUUCUCGCUUGUAUCAGCAAGAUUUCAGACAGAUCUCAGGGCUCCUCCAUUUAACCCCAUCCACAGUUAGGGUGCGCUUUGCAACCGUAGUGGAGGAGCUCUUUCAUGAUGGGGUGAACUGGGGAAGGAUUGUUGCUUUUUUUGAAUUUGGUGGGGUCAUGUGCGUGGAGAGUAUUAAUCGAGAAAUGUCUCCUCUGGUGGACUCCAUUGUGGGUUGGAUGACAGAGUACCUGAACAGUCACUUACAAAAUUGGAUCCAGGAACAGGGAGGAUGGGAUGCAUUUGUGGAGCUUUACAACAGCAAUAUUCGGCCACCAUUUGACCCAAGCUGGUUAUCCAUCAAGACAAUAUUAAGCCUUGCUGUGGUUGGAGCCUGCAUCACAAUAGGUGCCUAUCUUGGCCACAAGUGAACGGAUGGAAGUAUCCUGACCUUGAAGAAUUGGACACUUUGAUGUGUAAAACUAGUGGACCAAUUGUUAAAUCAGCUAUAACUGCCAAAGGAGGUUUCACUUUAUUUUCUGUAGAAAUAUUUUCUUUUUAUAGAGGUUUUAUUUAUUAAAGUUCUUUGCAUUUCAAGCUAAGCCUCACCAUCUGACAAUUUACAUGCAGUGUCUACCGUCUCUUCUUCCUUGGUUCACAAAUCCAUUUACAGGCACUAUCAGACCCUUGCAGUGUUUAAUUAAUGUAGCAGAUGUUUAAUUCUUACCAGUGGAUUACUAACACAACCUUCAGUUACAGAAUUUAGCUUUCGUCCAGGCUUUUCAUGCUUCUGAAUUCCAGACAUAUUUUUCUACUUAGUAUAAUUAAGGUAAAACCUAACACAGCCUCUGGUGCCUCCUAGAGGUGAGGAGUAAUAUCAUUGCCAUCACACUGUCUAGGGUUUGGGUUAGACAUGCUCAGUAAGGUUACUGAUUCCCUACAUUGAGAUAGCUUUCAUUUCAUCAUUACCAACCAACGGACAACAAUUUUGUAAACUAUGUUUUUCUGCUCUAAUAUAAAUGCAAGAUCACUAAAUAUAACUAUCUGUUUAGCUGAAAUGAAACUUGGUAGAAAAGCAAGUACAAUUCUCUCUACUCUUUGAAUUAUAAGAAAAAGUUGAGUCAAACAUAUCUUAAGAUCUCAAGCUCUUCAAAGGGAACUUUACAGAUGUAAAGAUGUACAGCUGAAAUCACUAGUCCGAAAAAUGGUGGUCUGUGAGGGCCAGAUGCAUCGAUACAGCCUGUGUUAUCUCUAUAUAGGAGAUUGCUUUGAUUCUUAUUAUUCUGAUAUAUUUCAUUUCCAAAUGCAUAUUUACAGAUUAAAUAGAAUUAGGAAGACAUUCUGGUACAUUGUAUACCCCCAAUACAUACAGUAAAUUGUUGUGCUAGAGAAACACUAAUGGUAUAACAGAGAUAUAGCUAUUUAAACAGGUGCUUGUUUUUGGAAAUGGAGAACGAUUCAACAUGUUUCUGGAUAACAGAGCUCUACCGCACUCUAAGGCCAAAAUGUAUAAACGGGGUUCACGGUUGAAAUAUGUAUAUCCACGAAUAUCGGUGAACCGGCACACCCAUGUAAAAAUUGUUCAUCUCUUUAUUUAUAUCAUAUCACAAUCCAACAUAUACACAAAUAUAUGGCUACAAAUAUAUUGUUCCAUAUAUUUGUGUAUGUUACAAGCUACCCUUUCGUAAACCAAUUUGCAUAUUAUAUUUAGUGGCAUUUUAAGACACCAUUUAGAUGUUUUUUUAUGCAUGACAAGGCAGUUUGCUUUUUUUUUGAGUAGAGAUUAAUGAACAAAAAUCUUUUUAGGGUCUCCAACCUCCAAACAUAUAUUGAGUCUGUACUCCAGUCAGUCACAAGCCUACUGGAUCUGGUAUACCCUUGGGCACCCUGCAUGUGGAAUGACAUACAGGAUCCUGUGCAUGUAUCUGUUACGGCUUUCUGUGUUUUAGUUUUAUAGUUUUUUUAAUUGCACUUUUUAUCUGCAUUUAUUUGGCAGUUGUCCCUUUCACCCUGUUUGCUUAUAUUCUUACAAUCAUGUGUGUUCACAAUUGUUUGUUCACAUUUUUUAACACCCUUUAGCACUUAUAAAUAGUAAAACAUAAAUGCCUUUAUUAUACUUAUAUUCUUGUUCAGGUCAGAUACAUGUUCUUGUUGCUGCAAUGGCAGAAGCAGCUCAUCCCCAGUACUGAGGAGUCUCAAAUGUGUAACAAGUGCACACAAAUGCUCCUACUUUCUAGAUUGUCCACUAAUAUGUUGGUGAUGGAAUACAUCCUUGUAUGAAAAGCUCUGUUCUCCUAGGCUGUUACCUAAUGCAAAUUUCUAAUCUCUGUCUGUAAUCACAUAUUAUUAUUAUGAUUAUGAUUAUUAUUAUAUAUAUAAACAAUACAUUUUAGACUACAGAAGAUGCUAAUAGUGUCUGACAUAUUAAAAACAUUAAAGGAAAACUAUCUUUAGUUAUGCCAAGAUCCUAAAAUUUAUGUAAUUCCAAACAGAUUUUUCCUUUUUUUUUAUUAUAUCACACAGAAAGAAUUUUCACAUGCAGGAAUAAAAUAAUAAAUGGGGAAGAUGCCUCUCACUUACUGGGCUAUCAGCCAGUCGAGAGAUUGGCUGACUGCAUUUUACAACAGAGAAGCCAAUUACAGUAAGGCUGCUAGCAACUAUCAGCAAUGCUUGAGUUAAAACAGACUUGCCUCAGUCUUUUAGGUUGCAACAUGUUAUUCCUGAAUAAAGUUGUUCAAAAUAAAAUAUGUAUGGGUUUUCAGGUAAGGGUCUACUAUGUAAACUGAAAAAAUCGGCUGAAGACUGCUAAUGUUGCUUGUGAUUUUGUUUAAUAACAGAUGAAUAAAGUGACUAUUAUUAAUCACAGGUAGAUGGAGGCCGGUAGGCUUAAUAUGCAUGCUGCUGUAUUUCUGGAAUGCAUUGAAUUCACAUGCAGGGAGGAGAAUCUGGCAUAUAACUUGGUGGAAUGUCAUUGACACCAAGAACAAUAACUUAUUAAACUUGCACUCAGCAUUGUGGAGAGAACUAUAACUUUAUGUAUAAUACUGACCAUAAUAAGCAUGUAAUUCUGUUGUGAUGGUGUCGGCAAUGUAGGCGUAACAAAUUAGAAUUAAAACAAAUCCUAUUUUAGCUCAGAUAGAGUCUAUGUAGAAAAUUGCUGCUUUAUCCCAGUGUGCAUCUCAGCUAGUAUGAUGCUUUUUUAUUGUGCUGAUAUUGCAUUUUUAUUUAAUUGUAAUUUUUUUUUUCUAAACUGUAAAAAAGAACAGGAGAGAAUGAAAUGUAAAUACCACAAUUAAUGACCGAAAACAUUUAUCACUGAUUCCCAAAUGCUGCAAUGCACAAUAUACAGUUAGUGAAGUAUACAAAUUUUUGUAAAUCAACAGAGAAACCGAUUUCAGUUCUUAUUUUAUCUGACAGUUAUCCAUGUGUUUGAAAAACUUUUCUUUAUGUUGUGAAUCAGUAAUAAAUGUCUUGCUUUGUGUUUUGCAGAACUGUCUAGAGAUUUCAAGGGAUUCUUUUGAACAUUUAUGCCUGUAUUAAUAUUGAAAAUGAUGGCUGAAAUGGUCAAAAUUUGGCACCACUUACCAAUAAUACUGCAGUGAAUAUGAGAUGUAAGUGUUCUUUGGUGAGGGUAUAUAUAUAUAUAUAUAUAUAUAUAUAUAUAUAUAUAUAUAUAUAUAUAUAUAUAUAUAUAUAUAUAUAUAUAUAUAUAUAUGUUUUUGCAAAAGGAAUCAGAGAGCUUAAAAUGCAGUUGGUUUGAUGCAAGGUCAGGUUAAAAGAAAAUCAACCCUGGUUCUUAAUAAUAUAAAACAAUAUCAAGGGAAAAUAUACCCUAUUUAAGAAUUGUUUAUCUUCCAUCUAUGCAAAGUGGAAUAUGAGCGAACUGCUUGUUGCGUGCAUGGAACAUUCCUUCUAUAGAUAUGGAAGUUGGUAGACUUUUGCAUCCUCUACAACUAUCCUAUUGUAAAUAUAAAUUGCACUAAUCUCUUGAUGUUCAUUGAGUAGAUCUACCAUGAUACAAGCAAUUUCCCAUCUUAUAAUCAUUUGUAUAAAUGCUAGUAUGUACCACAGGCAUGUCCUGGGCCUAAACAACCCUACCACCCAUUUGUAUAGUAAUAAGAUAAUGCUAAAAAAAUUUUACAUAUAGGGUAUAUUUCCUCUUUUGGUUGCUGGGGAAAAUUCUGAUAUAAUUUCUCUCCUGAAAAUCCAUGGCUUGUGUAUGAGUCAAGUAUUUUUUUUUUUUAUUUUGCAGGAAGUGAGAAUCCAACUGCUUCUUCAUAUUAACAACAUAUAAAUUAAGAUUAUUUAUCCUUGAAAUAUUUCUGGCUAAAAUUAUUUGUUAUUUUGUUACAUUUUAUAGGGCAGAAGAUUUCUUAACUGUGCUGCUAAACUACCAAAUUCAUUAUAUUAAUUUGUAAUCUGUUAGUAACGACUGAGGGAAGCUUUUUAUAUUGAGUUAUAUGAAGUACAUUUUCUAUAACUGAGGCACAGGGAUUUCUCAUGUUUGGGAAUAUACCGGGUUAUUAUCUUACCCAGAACAAUGCAAAUUUUCUUUAAUGAAAGUUCAGGGAAAAUUAUUCUAAAACCGUAUACUCCAUUAUUUAUGGGAUGUUCAUGUUUUAAGGUGCACAUGCAGCAUUUAAAAAAUUAAUGAUAAAUAGAGUUGGUACAGUAUAUAAUCCCCUGCUUUGACAGCCCCAUGGACCACAAACUAUCAUGGCCUCAAAAUCCAUUUCACUUAUUUACUGUAGGAAUAAUAGUAUCACCCUAAUGUGGAAAAAUUAGGACGAUUCUAAACUCAGAUGUAGAAGGGCUUAUUGUCAGCUUUGCUAUUAAACAGACACUGUUAAUUAAGGCUAUAUUAAUGUAUAUUGUAGUUUUUUUAAAAUCCACCACUUCAAAUUAUUCCAUAUUUAUGAAACAAUUCACAACAGGUGGAAAUAAAACAAUAUGGACAAUAUGACACGUUUUGAUAAUUUAUCAUUUUCCGCAUUGUAACUGCUUGAAUAAUUGGAGGAAACCAUUACCAUUUUCACUAUUUUUAACAGUUUGUGCAAAACUAUCCUUUGAUUUUGCUUGUGUACAAGCAAAAUCUGAGUGUUUGGUGGAUUCUAGUAUUUCUAAACCAUAUCUGUAGGGAUAGGAGACACUAGAGCAGUUAUUCCCAAUUUGUGGGACUGGGUGAGGACUUAGCCUGAAGGUCACUUAGGGUAAGAUUUUGGGACAGUGUCUGUUUUCUCUCCUAGAUAAACCUAAACUUACAACUAGAAUGUGAGUUAGGGUGAGAUUUGGGUUGAACCCCUAUUUUCUGAACUAUUGAUGAUACAUCUGUAACUGUAACUUUUAUAAUAGUUAGACGGGUCAGCUAACCAAACAGGGCUUAAACUGAAACCAUUUGCUCUAGAGUGAAAUAAUUACCAGGAGAUUAUGGCAAUGGUUAAAACCUGUACUCGGGCAUGUCAAUGUCCUGCAUCUACAAUGUCCUAGAAUUACUAGCCCUCCAGUAGUAGAAAAUACCCUAACCAAUAUAUUUAUACAGAUUCUUAUUAUUUAGCUAGUCCUCUUGAGUCUGUAUAAAAAUACACCUAAGAUAUAUUUCUAUAUUACUAAAAUGCCUAGAAUAAAACAGACACAUAUCUUGAGGAUUUCAAAUCCUAGCCCACUAAGCAAUGUUCUCAUAAUUUGUGGUCACUGACACCCAACCAUUAGCUCCAUGCACUGUGAGGUUUUUACUACAAAUAAAUAACAGCUCAGAUGUUACCCUUCUUAAACUGUAGUUAUCCAUAAAGUGCAACUUCUAGAACUUUAAAAUCUAUAUUUUAGUUCAAAGAUGUUUUUUGUUGUUCACAUCUGUAUCUGUUGAAGGAUGCUCUGCACCGGGUCCGUCAUAUAUUAAUGAACCAGGAAAACGUAACCUUCAAUGAUACUAUUGGUAUGUGCACCAAAUUGUAUUAAUAGCUGCUAUUUAUUAACUUUAUUUACUUCUAAAUACCUGCACGUCUUGUUUGAAAUUUAACACAUGUAGAAUUGUUGCAUAUACUGUAUGUACCUUAAACGCAGCAAUAUUGCCACUUACCCAUUGCAUAGCUAUUUUAUAGCUAUUUUAUGCAUGCAAAUACACCACAAAUACCACUGAAUUUAUUAGGCUCAAUAAGAAGCUUAGUUACUGUGACAGUGUACCCGUUUCUGUUAAUUGCACCUUAAAUGAUUCACACACCUCUCACAUGAUAUUUACAAUACGACAUGGGUCAGCUGCAAAGAACACUCUGCCUCCAAUCAGAUUUGGUCUUCACUCCUUCUUGUAUACUAAGAUAAUGGCUCAGGUACAGGGUUCUGCCUAUGAUUACUGCAGUCUCAGCCUUGUCUAUAGGGGUAGCUUGCAUAGUAUAACAUAAAUCCUUUUUUUGUAAUCUUAUCCAUGGCUAAACAGAUACUGUUUAUGACUGCAUUUUGACAGUGGUGAGCAGUAUGCAGGUCUCUCAGCAGAUUUCCCUUCAUUGAGAGUGUGGGAGUCAUAGAUCACCCUCCUGUGGUGUUGCAGAAUAACAAGCUAUUUUUUAUUGUUGUUAUUAUUUUUAUGGUAUAGGUUUUUGUUUUUUUAAAUAUCUCUACAUAUCUCUAUAGUAGCUAUUUGUGCGGUGUAUCGUGGUGUUAUUGACCAUCUGUCUUGUGUCUUACUGUAUGUUUUGCUUUGUUUCAUUAUUGAGUAUUGGUUACCUGCUCAAUCUAGAUUUCAUUACCAACUUUUUUUUUUUAGCUGACAAGGAUAAUUCUGUGUGCACAUAGCAUUGAAUUCUGGCGUUCCACUCUUGCCAAACUUACCAUCUGUUUGCCACUCUGUUGGUCAGGAGAACAACUUGAUGCGCUGAGCCAGUGAUAGCUGACUGGUACCAUUGCCAAAUGUUUGAGCAGAAAUGUACACAUUUAGAACAGGAAUUCUGAAAAUGAUUUUUCUUUCAAAUGACAAAGUAUUAUUUCAUCGUAACAAUCAAGGGAUAUAACUCCAUGAAUGUCCAGUGGGUAAUUGCAGAACAUACAGAUAUACACAUAUUUGAUUCAUCUCAGACCCAUUUACCACUAUGCACCAUGCUAAUUUUGAAUGAUGAUCACCGCCAUUCUUAGUCAGAAGCAAAGUAAACAAAAUAAAUCCCUAUUAAGUAACCAAAUGCAGGCACUAUAUCAUAUGUAGUUGUUCUGCCAGUAACACUGAAGUUCAGCACAGCUCGUCAUAAUAGGGGCAAUGGUAACAUUAUUAAUGUGACCCUUCUGGUAGGAAUGGUGUGAGUCAGUUUACACUAUAAAUAAGUAACACCGAAGUCAACUGAGGGUUAGAUGUAUUAAUGGAAAUAUUUGGAAGACAAAUUAGAUGGGGAUUUGUGAGAGUAAAAUGACACCUUUGUAUAUUUUUAGAUUUGUAAACCACUUACAGUGUACGGCGCCAGUUAGUGGUUCAAGAGGACUCAAAAGAAAGUACCAGUUUUUGUCUACCCUGAGGCUGGCAACUGUUUUUAGGCCAGACCUGAAACCAAUGUAAUAUAGGCAAAACUAAAUAUUAUUUUUUCCAGCAACUGGUAUAGAAGCUUCUUAUAGGUAUAAAUCUUAUUAAAGCAUAUCUAGUAUCAAUCUAAGCAGUAUCUGGAAGGAUGAGCAAUAGAUAUAAUAUUAGCAGCUACAUUAAAGCAUAAAUUUGUGCAUUUCUGCAUCUUCUAUAUUUUCAGGGGUUCCACGUUGCUUAAAGUAUGCUUCUUAGAAUUUUACAUGAUUUUGUUUGAAAUUUACUUGUGCUAUAUUUCCCAUCUGUCAUGUUGCUUCCUAAUAAAAGUGUCUCCUUCUCAAUUAAAUAAUGAUCUUGAGUAUGUUUUAAGGUUUAGUCUUAUCUAAAAAAGUGCAAUUGUAUAUAGCAUUAAUACUUCUUGUGAGUUGAAGCAGCCUCUAUUACAGGAGCCAGGUUGCAUUUCUCCUGUUAAAGGAAGAUAGAAGUAUCCCUAUAUAAUGUAGUAACGUGGUACCAUUUUAAUAUGUUUCGAAUUGCAAAUUUUGUUGGGACAUGAGCAGCAGAUACGGUGUGCAACCCAUGCAGAAUGGUUUAGUCCAACAGGGAUGUCCAAGCAGCAGCUAUUGAUCAUCAUCAUCAGUCAUUGGGAUGCCGGAAAGGCUGUAAGCUAGACAUAAAUACUAAAAAUAUCAGUUAUUAUAAUGUGCUACACUGCCAUCUAUUUGGAUAAUUUUGUCAAGGACAUUUUCUUACUAAGGACCCCUUCUGAAGCAUCAGGGUCUAAUUCAGUAUACCAGCCAGCCCUGAGUGAGAGAGUGAUUUGCUUGCAUUUGCUUGAGUGAUUUGCUUAAGUGAUUUUAACUUUAACACACAGACAGUUUUAGUAUGCAUCAUAACAACAAAUCCUUCAUUCAACAGUAGAACUGAUGUGUGUUCAUAAGGUCUUUUCUAUUAAAUAUCUCAUUUCCAUUUGGCUACGACAGUCUCAGUUAAGUCAUUAUUUAAACAACAUUAGCAAUGCAAACUGAAAUCAGAAGGUUUGGUGUUGGGGAGUGGUGGAGUGACGCACCAUAAAUAACACCUUAAAUCCCAUUCAUAUUUCAAAGCUAGUGCCUUUUAUGAGUUUGUGUGCCUUAGAUCAGGAAUGGGCAAGCUGUAGCCCUCUAAGUGCUGUUGCACUGCAACAUCCAGCAUCCACUGUCUUGCAAGGCUGAGAGUUGUAGUUCAUGCAGCAUCUGGAGAAAACACAGGCUGCCCAGUCCUGCCUUACAUGAACAGUUUCACAAAAGAAUAACCAUAUCAGAUCGGAGGGACUGAAUUUGCAGGCUUAAUUUACACAAGUGAAAUGUUUUCUUGGAUAAAUAUACUGUGUUCACAAUCAUGUUCUCUUCUUGCAUUGUAUGUUUGUACUUGUGAAUGUUCAUAUUUAUGUUUUUCCCCUUGUAUUCACAAAGUAGCUUUGUUUGGCAUUUAACGAUAAGAAACAGUUCUUACUUAAUGAAAGUGAUUUUUGUACAUUGUGGCUUUAACAGAAAUGU